GAAAUUAGAUAAACAAUUACAGCAUUGCACAGGACACGAAAAGCAAAAAAAUGGACCUACAGGUGCCAAGUGCCAACUAAACCAAAAAAUAAAAAAUAAAAGGAAGCAAAUAUUAUAUAUAAAAUCAAAAUUAAUAGCUCCAUGUUUCUCUCUGUUCUUCCGGUGGUGAUGCUAUUUUAUUUGUUUUGAUCUGUGUUUCUCUUCUCCAAGUCUUAUCAAUGGCUUCUUCUAGCUCUGGACUCGGAACCUCAAUUCCCGCUCCAGACGCGGUUCAGGUUCUGGUAUCUUCUCUCGCCGAUGAAUCUCUCAUUGUUCGUCAAGCUUCCAUGGCCUCUCUUAAAGAACUCUCCUCCUUGAAUCCGCUUUUGGUGCUUGAUUGUUGCUCCGCGGUUUCUAGAGGAGGACGACGAAGGUUUGGGAAUAUGGCCGGGGUUUUUCAAGUAAUGGCAAUAGGAGUUAAAGCAUUGGAUAAGAGAUAUGUUGAUCCUUCUUAUAUGGCUAAGCUUGCUAAAAUUGCUACUUCUGAAAUGAUCUCCUCUAAGGAUCUCAAUGCUGACUGGCAAAGGGCUGCAGCUGGUCUGCUUGUUUCAAUAGGAUCGCAUUUGCCAGACCUGAUGAUAGACGAAAUUUUUUCACAUUUAUCGGGGGCUAGUUCUGCUUUGCCAGCUAUGGUUCAAAUACUUGCAGACUUUGCUUCUGCUGAUGCUUUGCAGUUUACACCAAGACUGAAAGGUGUACUUUCACGAGUUUUACCUAUUCUUGGCAGUUUGCGAGAUGCUCAUCGGCCUAUAUUUGCAAAUGCAUUUAAAUGCUGGUGCCAGGCUGUAUGGCAAUAUAACGUGGAUUUCCCUUCACAAUGCCCUCUUGAUGCUGCUGUCAUGUCAUUUCUAAAUUCUGCUUUUGAGCUUUUAUUGAGAGUUUGGGCAACUUCACGGGAUCUUAAGGUCCGCACAUCUUCUGUGGAAGCAUUAGGUCAAAUGGUUGGUCUUAUCACCAGGACACAAUUAAAGGCAGCUUUACCAAGGCUUGUUCCUACCAUAUUGGAAUUGUACAAAAAGGAUCAAGAUAUUGCCCUUCUUGCAACAUGUAGUCUUCACAAUCUUUUAAAUGCUUCGUUACUGUCUGAGACUGGUCCACCAUUGCUUGAUUUCGAGGAUCUCACGGUCAUUCUAUCAACACUUCUUCCGGUAGUUUGCAUCAAUAGUGAUAGCAAAGAGCAGUCAGAUUUUUCAGUGGGACUGAAGACCUACAAUGAAGUCCAACGCUGUUUUCUGACUGUUGGCUUGGUAUACCCUGAUGAUUUAUUUACAUUUCUUCUCAAUAAAUGCCGACUGAAGGAAGAGUCUUUAACGUUUGGUGCACUAUGUGUUUUAAAGCAUCUGUUGCCAAGGUCAUCUGAAGCUUGGCAUAAUAAAAGGCCUUUACUAGUUGAAGUUGUAAAGUCCUUGCUAGAUGAGCAAAACUUAGGUGUCAGAAGGGCUUUGUCAGAGUUGAUUGUUGUUAUGGCCUCGCAUUGCUAUUUGGUUGGUCCAUCUGGUGAAUUGUUUAUUGAAUACCUUGUACGUCAUUGUGCUCUAUCAGAUUUGGAAAGAAAUGAUCCUGACAACUCCAAGGUAAAGUUAAGGAGUUUUUGUCCAAUAGAGUUAAGAGGAAUCUGUGAGAAAGGCCUUCUUCUGCUAACUAUUACAAUCCCGGAAAUGGAGUAUAUUCUUUGGCCCUUUCUGUUGACUAUGAUCAUUCCACGAAUUUAUACUGGUGCUGUUGCAACGGUUUGCAGAUGCAUCUCAGAAUUAUGCAGACAUAGAUCUUCUAAUAUUGGUGGUAUGCUUAGUGAGUGCAAAGCUCGUCCUGAUAUUCCUAGUCCUGAGGAGCUGUUUGCCCGCUUACUGGUGCUUUUGCAUGAUCCACUGGCAAGGGAGCAGCUGGCGACUCAUAUUUUGACAGUCCUUUGUUAUUUGGCACCUCUGUUACCAAAGAAUAUCAACAUGUUUUGGCAAGAUGAGAUUCCUAAAAUGAAGGCAUAUGUUAGCGAUACGGAAGACUUGAAGCUUGAUCCUUCAUACCAAGAGACCUGGGAUGACAUGAUAAUUAACUUCCUUGCAGAAUCAUUGGAUGUGAUUCAAGACACUGAUUGGGUGAUCUCUCUUGGAAAUGCUUUUACAAAUCAAUAUGAGCUCUAUACACCAGAUGAUGAACAUGCUGCACUUCUUCACCGGUGUCUUGGUAUGCUUCUACAAAAAGUUGAUAACAGGGCUUAUGUUCAAAAUAAGAUUGACUGGAUGUAUAAGCAGGCUAAUAUUGCUAUUCCAACCAAUAGGCUUGGUUUAGCAAAAGCCAUGGGGUUGGUUGCAGCCUCCCACUUGGAUACCGUGUUGGAAAAGCUGAAAGAGAUUCUAGCUAAUGUUGGACAAAGUAUUUUUCAGAGAUUGCUGUCUCUUUUCUCUGAUAGCUAUAAGACAGAAGAGUCUGAUGAUAUACAUGCUGCCUUGGCUCUGAUGUAUGGAUAUGCUGCAAGAUAUGCUCCAUCUACAGUUAUUGAAGCACGGAUAGAUGCAUUAGUUGGGACUAAUAUGCUCUCACGGCUUCUUCAUGUACGACACCAUACAGCAAAGCAGGCUGUAAUCACUGCCAUUGAUUUACUAGGUCGUGCUGUCAUUAAUGCUGCGGAAAAUGGUGCAUCAUUUCCACUUAAAAGAAGAGACCAGUUGCUCGACUAUAUAUUAACUUUGAUGGGCAGAGAUGAUAAUGAUGAUUUUGCUGAUUCCAGUCUUGAACUUUUACAUACCCAGGCGCUGGCUUUAAGUGCUUGUACUACGUUGGUCUCCGUGGAACCAAAGCUGACAAUUGAAACUAGAAAUCAUGUUAUGAAGGCAACCUUGGGAUUCUUUGCUCUGCCAAAUGAACCAGUGGAUGUUGUCAAUCCCCUUAUAGACAACCUUAUUACUCUCUUAUGUGCGAUUCUUCUGACAAGUGGAGAGGAUGGAAGAAGUCGAGCAGAGCAGCUUUUGCAUAUUUUGAGACAAAUAGAUCAUUAUGUUUCUUCACCAGUUGAGUAUCAAAGGAGAAGAGGUUGUCUUGCAGUGCAUGAGAUGCUUAUCAAGUUUCGGAUGCUUUGUGUCAGUGGAUAUUGUGCAUUUGGUUGCCAUGGCAACUGCACGCACAGCAAGCAAAUUGAUCGCACACUGCACAGCAACUUUUCCAACUUACCAUCGGCAUUUGUAUUGCCAAGUCGUGAAGCCCUCUGUUUGGGAGAGAGAAUCUUUAUGUAUCUUCCACGCUGUGCAGACACUAAUUCUGAAGUUAGGAAAGUUUCUGCCCAGAUUCUUGAUAAACUCUUCAGCAUCUCUCUUUCACUUCCAAAGCCUGGAGGGUCUAGCUUUGGUGUGGAUAUGGAAUUGCUGUACAGUGCUUUAUCCUCCCUUGAGGACGUUAUAGCCAUGUUGAGAAGUGAUGCUUCUAUUGAUCCAUCUGAGGUUUUCAACAGAAUUAUUUCAUCCGUCUGUGUUUUAUUGACAAAGAAUGAGCUUGUAGUCACCCUGCACGGUUGCACCGGAGCUAUAUGUGAUAAGAUUAAGCCAUCAGCUGAAGGGGCCAUUCAAGCUGUUAUUGAGUUUGUUUCAAAGAGGGGGAAGGAGCUGAGCGAAACUGAUGUUUCAAGGACAACCCAAUCAUUGCUCUCUGCUGUGGUUCAUGUAACUGAGAAGCAUUUGCGUUUGGAGACUCUUGGAGCUAUUUCUUCUCUAGCUGAAAGUACUAGUCCAAAAAUUGUCUUUGAUGAAGUAUUGGCCACUGCUGCAAGGGAUAUAGUCACAAAGGAUAUUUCUAGACUGCGAGGUGGCUGGCCAAUGCAGGAAGCAUUCUAUGCCUUCUCUCAACAUAUAGUGCUUUCUUUCCAAUUCCUGGAGCAUCUGACAUCUGUCCUUAACCAGUCUCCUGUCAUUAAGGGUGAUUUGGAGAAAGGAGACAGCUCUAGCCACUUUGCUGAUGGCCAGAUAGAGGAUGACAUCUUACAAGCUGCUGUGCUGGCUCUCACUGCCUUCUUCAGAGGUGGUGGUAAAGUUGGAAAGAAAGCUGUGGAGCAAAACUAUGCCUCUGUUCUUGCUGCACUUAUACUGCAAUUUGGAAGUUGUCAUGGUCUAGCUAGUUCUGGUCGGCACGAGCCACUACGUGCUCUUCUAACUGCAUUUCAGGCCUUCUGUGAAUGUGUAGGGGACCUUGAAAUGGGAAAGAUUUUGGCUAGAGAUGGAGAGCAAAAUGAAAAGGUGAAGUGGAUCACUCUUAUUGGAGGUGUAGCAGGCAACAUUUCAAUAAAAAGACCAAAAGAGGUUCAAACUAUUUCUCUAAUCUUAACUAAAUCCUUAAACCGACACCAAAGCUUUCAAAGGGAGGCUGCAGCUGCAUCAUUGUCAGAGUUUGUCCGCUAUAGCGGUGGGUUUACUUCCUUGUUGGAUGAGAUGGUUGAAGCAUUAUGUCGACAUGUGUCUGAUGAGUCUCCAACUGUCAGAUGCCUUUGUUUAAGAGGGCUAGUACAGAUACCAUCUAUCCACAUUUGUCAGUACACAACUCAAAUACUCAGUGUAAUAGUGGCAUUGCUUGAUGAUUCAGAUGAAUCUGUGCAAUUAACAGCUGUUUCAUGCUUACUGACGGUGCUCGAGUCAUCACCCAAUGAUGCGGUAGACCCUAUUUUGCUGAAUCUUUCUGUCAGGCUCCGCAAUCUCCAAAUAUGCAUGAACACAAAGAUUCGAGCCACUGCCUUUGCUGCAUUUGGAGCUCUAAGCAGCUAUGGAGCUGGAACACAGCACGAAAUAUUUCUAGAGCAGAUACAUGCUGCCAUUCCUCGCUUGGUUCUGCACCUUCAUGAUGAUGAUAUUAGUGUGCGACAAGCUUGCCGAAACACUCUCAAACGUAUUGCCCCCUUGGUGGAGAUGGAAGGAUUAGCUGCCCUAUUCAAUUCUCAUUGUUUCACUUCUGAAAAUCGAAGUGACUAUGAGGACUUUCUAAGGGACUUCACUAAGCAGUUCUCCCAACAUCUUCCUUCCAGAGUUGAUACUUAUAUGGCAUCCGCAAUACAGGCUUUAGAGGCACCUUGGCCAGUAAUACAAGCAAAUGCUAUUUAUUUGGCAAGCAGCUUGCUAUCACUUUCAGAUGAUCAGCACAUCUUAGCUCUUUAUUACGCUCAGGUGUUUGGAUUGUUGGUGGGGAAGAUGAGUCGGUCAGCAGAUGCAGUUAUUAGGGCAACAUGCUCUUCAGCCCUGGGCCUGCUACUUAAAUCAACUAAUUUUCUGUCUUGGAGAGCAGCUAGACUCGAUCGAGUGGAAUCUUUUCGUAGGGGCCAUGAUUCAGAGUCUAAAAAGUAGUGGCGGGAGGCCUAUUGUGACUUAUCACUUCAGUUUUGAACACUUAUUUAGAUCCACCUAUCCAGGAUAAUGAAAAUGCAUGUCGAUUUCCUUUAUACGGUGUAUAACAUGUUGGAUCACACAAGUAAACCAGUGCGCAAUGCAACUCUUGCUGCAGUUUGAGAGUUCAUGAGUGACGACAUUUCAGAAGGUAGCUGUUUUGAUUUGGUCUGGGGACACGCACAAUGAAAGCUCAUUCAUGGAUGCAAGGUGGAUGUUGGGCUUAGUACCACUGUUAAAAGGUCUGUACAGCUUUUGGUAAAUGCAAUUGAAAAGAAUGUACAGUGUUUAGUAAAUAAAAUGAUGUGAGCCAUUAGGUGUAAAGCUUAUAGUUGCAACUCUGCGAGCCCAUCAGUGCAUUCCUCUUCAGGUUGUUUGCUCAGGUAUGCAGAGGAGCCAUUUCAGGUUGUCUGUUGUAGAAGUUUGUAUAACGCUAUCCUAAACUUUAUAUAAUAGACCAACUCAAUUGCUUCGGUA
This is a messenger RNA of Ricinus communis (castor bean), 5873 nucleotides long. Its product is annotated as protein SHOOT GRAVITROPISM 6. The record is from RefSeq and is a predicted model, not a curated record. Gene Ontology annotation, cellular component: cytoplasm. The transcript is spliced from 51 exons. Lineage: Eukaryota; Viridiplantae; Streptophyta; Magnoliopsida; Malpighiales; Euphorbiaceae. The coding region runs from base 219 to 5357 and encodes 1712 amino acids.